Messenger RNA from Terrapene triunguis (Three-toed box turtle), 2271 nucleotides. Its product is annotated as NTPase KAP family P-loop domain-containing protein 1-like. NCBI's taxonomy places the organism in Eukaryota, Metazoa, Chordata, Testudines, Emydidae. The transcript has 4 exons. Bases 1 to 2271 code for a protein of 756 amino acids. The record is from RefSeq and is a predicted model, not a curated record.
AUGGUCUCCCAUGCCCAAGAGUUCCAGACCAAAGAGGAUGUCUACUGCUUCGCCUUAGCAAAGGCCCUGUACAGUGUGCCCACGCCAGUGACUGUCGGGUUUUAUGCACCAUGGGGACACUGCAAAAACCUGCUCUUACAGACAAUCCGGCAGUACAUGGUUAGCGAAUCAACAAAGAAAGACCAGCAGGAACUUCAGCGGACGGGGAAAAAGCAGCGUGGGAGCUCUGGCCGGGAUCUGCUCAAGCUGCUGUUUCUCAUGAUCUUCUAUCAGCCGGUCCUGACGGAGCAGCAGAAGCAGAGAAAGAACGUCCAGCAUGUCUUCAUCCAUUUCAGUGCCUGGGAGUAUGCGGGCAGCGACCAGCUGUGGGCAGGCCUCAUCACCACGCUGUGUGAUGGCAUCGAAAGACACUUUGGUCUCCUACCCAUGAGCAUUUACAGGGCCAUAGGCAGGAAAUGUGGCAUCAUCGAGAGACCAGGGGAUCAGGAAUGGGUUAGCAAGAAGUACCUCUGCCUCCCCCUGUGGGCUGCUGUGAUCCUUGUGACCGUGGUAGCUAUUGGGGUGGGCGUUCUCCUCCUAGUGUUUGGGAUCCCCUUUGGGAAUGCCUCGGGAGACGCAAUAGCUGUCGUGGAGGGCAUUGGGGCGACGGCCGUUGGCGUCUCUGCGGCCGCUGCCAUUCGGAUUGCCAUCAUGGUGGUACGAAAUGUCUUCGUUACCCAGAAGACCCAGCUGGAGAGACAGAUGAAUCGGACAGAUCUCAGCGCUCAGCUGGGCUUCAUGAGCAGCGUUAAAAGCGAAGUGAGGACAGUCACCAGGUUCCUUCAGUUCAUGGAAAUCUUCCAGCGGCGGAAGCUGCAGGUGGUGCUAGAGAUCACCCACUUGGACAAGUGCAGCCCUGACAAGGUGGUCGGCGUCCUGGACGCCAUGAACAUCCUCCUCUCGGACUAUGAUGCUCCUUUCAUCUCCAUCCUGGCUGUUGACCCGAGUAUCAUCGUCGACUGCGUGGAAAGCUCCAUGUACAUGAAGGGCAUGGCCAACAACGGCUACGAGUUCUUAAACCGCAUCGUCACCCUGCCCUUCUCUGUCCCUCGGAUGGACUGUGACACCAAGCUGAGACUGAUCAGGGACAUCACCGAGCGCCGGAAGCGGCAGGAGAAAGACCUAGAGGAGGAGGUAGGCUUCCAGCAGGAUCCCACGAUGGACGCUAACUCCAACUUUCUCUCAGUCCCUUGCUACAAUUCUGCCAACCACGAUGCAGAGAAUCCAGGUGCAGAUGACAGCCAGAUACCUCUCGUUGUCAGAGACCUCAGAACCCAGGAACCAGGACCCCGUGGCUAUAGGAAGGGCAUCAGAGCCAAAGACCUCAUUCAAGAAGCUUUUGACUACCUUCUGGAUGACUCCUUGAAGGAAUACAUGACAGACAACGUGGUGCAGAUGCGACGGAUCGUGAACACCAUCACCAUCACCAUCAGGCUCCUGGCGAGUAACGUCCCCAAGGACGAGGUGUGUCCAAAGAAGGUGGUGGACUGGGUGCUCCUUGCCAACCAGUGGCCAUGCCGUCUGAGCUGGGUCUUGCAGUGCAUCGAGGAUGAGGAGCAGAGGAGCAACCUGGGCUGCUGCCAAGGAAGCCCACUCCCCCCGGACAUGUUCCUGUGGGAGGUCUAUGAGAAGUACGUGGAAGAGCUGGACAUGCUUAAAGGCCAGAUGGAAAAGCUUCUGGAACUGGACCGGGACCCUGAGCUCUUCCACAACUUCCUGUGUGGCAGGUUUCGGGUGAAGGAGGCCAUCUUCUACUUGCCCUACACGGUCAACUUAGACCUGUCCUUGAAAAGGCAGAUGGAGCUGCAACGUGGCAGUCACAGCCUGAAACGGACAAAGAAGUUCAACAGGCUCACCGCGUGCACCCUGCUGGGUAUGACGGUGGAUGAUGUCUGCAGAGAGAUGGACACAGUUGGCUUUAAGGAAGAAAACGUCCAGGAGUAUAAACGGAGGCUGAGGGACCAUAAUCUAAAUGGACGUGCCCUGGUUUACAGUGACAACAAUGAAAUCAAAGAAGCCCUCAGCAUGAGCCUUGGCGAAUGGACGCUCUUUAGCAUAUAUUUCCUUGGAGUUCUUCCCCAGCCGAGUUUAUCCCCUUCUGUUGCAUCCUCAGUCCCGUUAUAUGUCAGGCAGGAGGCUCAGAAGAACAUGUUUGGCUUAAGAGAGAACGUGGUUAGAGGGAGCAGGCUGUCUUUGAACAUCUCCAGGGAAGAUCUUCAGGAGAAGAGAUAA